AUGGGGUGUUACAGGAUGAUGUCGGUUCCGAAUCACUCGUUACCUGACAUUCGACUCCCCGGUGCAGUGGCAGCUAUUAACCCUAUCAACUAUACCAUACAACUUAACAAACCUCCAGCGGCCGAAGCCCAGCGAGUUUGUGAUACUAGAGGGCAGGACGAAGAUUUAUCACAAACCAAUGAUAUAUCCUUCCCUAAUUGUGUUCUCAUCCGCCACCAGCCACUGCCGGUGUUCCAUCUCAGCUUCACCAACGGUCGGGAAUCUCUCCUAGAUGCCUCCGAUAUUCUUCCAGUCCGCAUGGCCGACAGUUGCGUCUUGGCCCUUUCACACCUACGUGAUGGAUACGCAAUUGUAAUCUCGGACGGAUUCGAACCAUCGAUUCUACGCCCGCUAUGCCUACCGGCCACCAAUCCAAGCUUCGUGAGGCUGCUACCUGCGGUCGUGGUCCUUGCGCUUGGCUUUGAACGCCCCUACUCACAUCCAGGCUCGCUAGGUCGCGUCGUUACACCCUCCCCCACAUGUCAGAUUGCAUGCACGUGA
Messenger RNA from Blastomyces gilchristii SLH14081, 540 nucleotides. RefSeq lists its product as uncharacterized. The record is from RefSeq and is a predicted model, not a curated record. The transcript is spliced from 3 exons. Lineage: Eukaryota; Fungi; Ascomycota; Eurotiomycetes; Onygenales; Ajellomycetaceae. Bases 1 to 540 code for a protein of 179 amino acids.